This is a messenger RNA of Penicillium cinerascens, 1674 nucleotides long. Its product is annotated as nucleobase cation symporter-1 family protein. The record is from RefSeq and is a predicted model, not a curated record. NCBI's taxonomy places the organism in Eukaryota, Fungi, Ascomycota, Eurotiomycetes, Eurotiales, Aspergillaceae. The transcript is spliced from 5 exons. Bases 1 to 1674 code for a protein of 557 amino acids. Gene Ontology annotation, cellular component: plasma membrane. Gene Ontology annotation, molecular function: nucleobase transmembrane transporter activity. Gene Ontology annotation, biological process: nucleobase transport; transmembrane transport.
AUGUCCAGACUCAAAUGGAUUCUCGACAAAGUGGCCGUCCCUCACGAGCCCGGCCUCUCCAACGCCCAGUUAAUGUUGACGAACGACGAUUUGCGGCCAGUCGAACCGGAGCGUCGCCAAUGGAAAUGGUGGAACUACGUCACGUUCUGGAUUGCCGACUCCCUUAAUAUUAACACCUGGAUGAUCUCGUCGUCGAUGAUUGUCGACGGUCUCUCGUGGUGGCAGUCAUGGAUCUGUGUCUGGAUCGGAUACUUCAUCGCCGCCAGUUUCAUAUGUCUGACAGGUCGCAUCGGCGCCGUCUAUCAUAUUUCUUUCCCCGUCACGGCUCGAGCUUCGUUUGGAAUUUGGGGAUCUUUCUGGCCGGUGAUCAACCGAGUGGUUAUGGCUAUUAUCUGGUACGGAGUGCAGGCGUAUAUAGGAGGCGAGUGCGUGACUUUGAUGCUCGAAGCAAUCUGGCCCAGCUACAGGAAUAUACAUAAUGGCCUCUCUGCCAGCGCCGGCGUCCAGACGCAGGGCUUCCUCAGCUUCUUCCUCUUCUGGCUCUUUUCUCUUCCCGCUCUCUGGUUCCCCGUUCACAAAGUGCGCCAUCUGUUCACCGUCAAGGCUAUCUAUUCGCCUAUCGCCGCCAUCGCCUUCUUUGCCUGGGCCAUCUCGCGAGCCCAUGGUAUCGGCCCGAUCGUCCACCAGCCCAAUACCGUUCACGGAAGCACCCUGGCAUGGGUGUUCAUCAAGGCAAUUAUGACCUGCAUUGGUAACUUCGCCGCCUUGAUCAUGAAUGACCCCGAUUUCACGCGAUUUUCCCGCUCGCCAAAGGAUGCGCUGUGGUCUCAACUGUUGACCAUUCCCAUUGGUUUUGGAAUCACGUCCUUCAUCGGUAUCAUCGUGUCUUCAUCCUCGUCUGUCAUCUACGGCGAUGCGAUCUGGAACCCGCUGGACUUGCUGAAGAAGUUCCUGAUCGGAGCUAGCUCUGGACAGCGCUUCGGAAUCUUCAUCAUUUCUCUUGGUUUCGCGCUAGCCCAGCUGGGAACCAACAUCUCUGCCAAUUCGGUCUCCGCUGGUACGGACUUGACCGCGUUGCUUCCUCGAUACCUGAACAUUCGCCGUGGCAGUUACAUUUGCGCUGCCAUCGGCCUGGCCAUGUGUCCGUGGAACCUCGUGGUCUCCUCGAAUCAGUUCACAACCUACCUAUCAGCCUACUCUCUCUUCCUAUCCGCCAUCGCCGGUGUAAUGAUCUGCGACUACUAUAUCGUCCGCCGCGGGUACCUCGACAUCAAAGCACUAUAUAGCGCCCGCAAGACAGACCCAUACUUCUACAGCAGGGGAUUUUCUUGGCGUGCGUACGCAGCUUACUUGGCCGGAAUCCUGAUCAACAUCGUCGGAUUUGCCGGCGCCGUCGGCCGCGAAGUUCCCGUCGGAGCACGGUACAUCUACAACGUGAACUACUUCUCCGGCUUCAUUGUCUCCGGCGGCAUGUACUGGAUUCUGACUACACUUUUCCCCGUCCCGGCGACGAGUGAUCGCUGGAACGAGGUUGAUGUUGAUACCGAAGUCCUCGCGUACGGGCUGGAGGUUAGCGAUGAAGAGCAUGGCGUGGAUGUGGACCGUCGCUGUGCUACGGAUUCGCUGCCGCCGGAUGAUCAGAAGGGGCUGAGUUCUGCCUCUAAGAAGAUUUGA